Molecule: messenger RNA, 1030 nt
Organism: Zootermopsis nevadensis
Lineage: Eukaryota; Metazoa; Arthropoda; Insecta; Blattodea; Termopsidae
Gene: Prosbeta1
Product: proteasome beta1 subunit
Cellular component (GO): cytoplasm; proteasome core complex
Molecular function (GO): threonine-type endopeptidase activity
Source: RefSeq, a predicted model, not a curated record
UGUAGUGAAAAUGCUAUUUAACAGACCCGUAAAAUAUAUAUGGAAACUUUAUUUAAAUACUAAUACGUAAAGGUUUUUUAUAUAUUGUUAAUUAUAAUACAUUAUUUUGUUAAAGUCUAAAUGUAGUUUAAUUUUCCGAAACGAAUCGAAUUUUGCAGUUGACAAUCCUGAUUUACUGCCAACCAUAGAGUUUGGUGGCUGUGUUCUGUGUUUGGGUCUGGAGAAGGUAGAAGAUGGCGUUUGUUGAUCGUGCUUAUUCUGGCCUUUCAAAUAAUAUUCAUGGAGGUUUUGAAGUUCCUGACUGGCUCUCAGCAGAGCACAGCACUGGAACUUCAAUCAUGGCAGUUGAAUACAAUGGAGGAGUUGUGAUUGGUGCUGAUUCUCGUUCUACAACAGGAAGCUACAUUUCAAACCGUUUUACAGAUAAACUGACUCAAAUAACAGAACACAUCUAUUGCUGUCGAUCUGGGUCAUCUGCUGAUACGCAGGCAAUUGCAAAUAUUGUCAGAUAUCAUCUAGAUUUCCACUCGAUUGAGCUUGGGGAGCCCCCGCUAGUGGAAGCAGCGGCAAACAUUUUCCGUGAACUGUGUUACAACUAUCGAGACUCACUGAUGGCAGGAAUAAUCGUUGCUGGCUGGGACAAGAGGAGGGGCGGUCAGGUGUAUUGUGUGCCUCUUGGUGGGAUGUGUGUAAGACAGCCAUUGGCAAUCGGAGGCUCUGGCAGCACGUACGUGUAUGGUUAUGUCGAUGCACACUUCAAGAAAGACAUGUCCAAGAAGGAGUGCUUGGAGUUUGUCACCAACACUCUGGCCCUUGCAAUGAGCCGUGAUGGGUCAAGUGGUGGUGUUGUACGGCUUGCAGACUUAACAGAGAAAGGCAUCGAGAGGUUCACUGUCCUUGGAGAUCAGCUACCACGUUUCUAUGAAGGAUGAAAUGAUAAUACUGUUGUGUGUUUAACAAUGUUUUAAUAAUCAAUACACAUUUGUUUGGAUGUAUGUCACAUAAUAAAUUAUUGUGGUGGACACUGUCA